CCCCUGGGGGGAUGAUUUCUUGCUUUCUGUCUCUCUGGUAAGCACACAUGCCCUAUAGCAAAAACCUCUCAAAAAAAAAAAAAGGCCCUUAGGGCCAACCUGGGUCCCUUUCUGGUGCUCACUCCUGAUCUUGCCCACCACUGACCACUUCCUGGACUCCAGAUCUGGGAGUUCCCUUCCCAGUCCCAAAGACUGUAGGGUAGGCUGGGGGAGGGGUAUUGAGGCAGCAGAGGCAAAUUUGGGAGAGCUGUGCAUGUGAAUACUGGGGGGCAUGUGCGUGUGUGUGAACUCGGGGGAGGAGGGCCCUGUGUGUGGUGUGGAUGCGGCAUGUAUGUAUAUGUGUGAACACUGGGCACAUGUGUGGGCAAGUGAACAUGAGGGCAUUCAUGAGAACACAUGCAUUGCGCAGGCAGAUGGCUGUGGGCAGGGAAGGGGCAGGAGGUUUCUGGGGAGAGCAUUAGCACAGGAUGAUGGGUGAGGGGGUGACAGCUCGACUGAUUCUGAGUGUGGAUGUGGGGGUUCAGUGGUAGGUCCACCUAGGAUCUCAGGUGCCAACAGGGAACAGAGUGGGCAGGUCUGCCUCUGGAGGGGCUGCUCCACAAGAGGAAAGGAGCUUUGUCCAAGCACCCACCCCUAACCCAGGCCUGCCCAGGCUGUGGAGGCCUGCCCUGACCCCAGUCUAACUCUAGCUCUGACCCUCACCACUGACUCCCUGCCCUAUAGUUGCCUGGUCCGCCAGGGAGAGGACAAGAAGCCAACCAAUCCCUGAGGCCCCAGGCCACACCCCCAGCCAGCAUGACCUGGAGGGUAUAAAUAUACCUGCUUAGUAGCGCACACCCCAAGAACUCAUGCGCUUCGACAGUGAGCUCUGCGAUUGGAAGAUUACACACAUCCCAGCACGUCGCCUGCCUGAGACAACGCGGAGGGUGUGCCUGCCAGACCAGUGCUACCAGGACAGUUGCUGGCCGCCAGCCCGUGGAGGGACACCUGCCAGGUGGAGCAUAGGCCAGCUGGGCCAGAGGAGAGGGAACAGAUAACUGCCAGAGCAGGGGAACCCAGAGCCUGGGAGCCUCACCGUGGAUGGUGAAGACGGUCAUGCCCAGGACCUGCUGAUUCCCGGCCGCCAGCUCAGAGCCAUGUCAUCAGGCCAGCAGGUAUGGCACACAGCUGUGCCACCCCCCGACCGGAACAGCUCAACAGCCACAGUGCCUACGUCACCCUACUCGCCUAGCAGCCCCAGGUCCCCCGGCUCGGUCAGCAGCCCCAGGUCCCCUGUUUCAGUCGGCAACCCCAGGUCACCCCAUUCAGCUGGAAGCCCCAGGUCCCCUGGCACCCCUGGCUCAGAGAAGGUGGCCUCUCCAUUGGAGUGCUCCAUCUGCUUCUCAGGCUAUGACAACAUCUUCAAGACACCCAAGGAACUCUCCUGCACCCAUGUCUUCUGCUUAGAGUGCCUGGCCCGGCUGGCAGCCGCCCAGCCUGCAAGCCACCCAGACGGCGAGGGGCUGCAAGCUAAGAUGCCUGCACCCCUCCGGCAGGAGGAGACUGUGUGGCUGGAGGGGACCAAGCUGUGCUGCCGCCCACUGCCCACCACACCUGGCCACUCAGUGCCUGGCUUUGUGUGUGUGGACGUGGGCCUGAGCAAGCCCCCUGAGCCCACUGAGCCUGCUGUGCCUGAGCCAGCCCCGGGCCCCGCCCAACAUCAAGGCCGCCUGGCACGCUGCUGGGCACGCUGUGGGGACUGGAGGCGCAUGGCCCUGGUCUCAGUCCUGCUGCUGGUUCUCUUCUGUGUGGUGCUCUGGCCUGUGCAGUGUGCACUCAAGACCGGGAACCUGCGCUGCCUCCCCCGACCGUCCACGGCCACCAUCACUGCUACUGCCACUACCUUCUCCCUCGACCCUCUGAGCAAUGACUAGGGUCACUGGCCCUAGCCCUGUGGUCCAGGGUGGCCACCCGACCCCAGCAGCAUGGAUGGGCCCCUGACUAAUGGCUGAGAUCAGGAUCACAGCCGCUCUGGAAGUCAGUCUCCUGGGGCCCUUACAUCUUUGAGGAGCCCAUCGGGGCCCCAUUGAGACCUGUAUUCCAUUGCCUGUCCCUCAUUCUCUGGAGCUAGGUACUGGCGUAGGGACAAAAAGGUCCCUAAAGCCUCUAAGAACCACAGGCUUCAAUGGGUACCCGAGAUUCUCCCUAAUUCCCAACGUGUAGAUGAAGAAAAAUCCCCAGUCCGGCAAGGCCACCUCCCUUUUCCCUGUACACAAUGUGAAUUGUCUGCAAAGGCAGGCGCUUGCCAAGAGGGGUGGGGGUUCGCCAUCUUCCUUUCAUUUUAACAUUUCACCCCAGGUCCUCUUCUCAGCAGGUCUGGCUCCUUCCACUGGAUGGGAGUGCUAAUCUUGCCUCUGGCCAGGGCCUGGAGAACAGAGGCUCUGCUGCAAUACUUGUAGAAAUGUCCUGGCUGCCCCAUGCCCUUAUGAACUGUACAUUUUUAAAUAAAUUAUUUUGUAUCGAGA
Tupaia belangeri chinensis (Chinese tree shrew) is the source of this 2504-nucleotide messenger RNA. RefSeq names its product ring finger protein 223 (gene RNF223). Gene Ontology annotation, biological process: protein ubiquitination. The coding region runs from base 1137 to 1913 and encodes 258 amino acids. Gene Ontology annotation, molecular function: ubiquitin protein ligase activity. The record is from RefSeq and is a predicted model, not a curated record. Lineage: Eukaryota; Metazoa; Chordata; Mammalia; Scandentia; Tupaiidae. The transcript is spliced from 3 exons.